AUGGCGACCGGCGUGGACGCGAAGCUCCUCAAGAGCACCAAAUUCCCGCCCGAGUUCAACCAGAAGGUAGACAUGCAAAAGGUUAACGUCCAGGUCAUGAAGAAAUGGAUCGCCAACCGAGUCACAGAAAUCCUGGGGAGCGAAGACGACGUCGUCAUCGAGCUCGUCUUUGACCUGGUCGAGGGCGUUCGCCAUCCCGACAUCAAAGCGAUGCAGAUCCAACUGACUGGCUUCCUCGACAAGGACACGCCGGCGUUUUGCAAGGAGCUCUGGAAGCUCUUGCUGAGCGGGCAGGCCAGCCCGCAGGGCGUGCCCAAGGAGUUGCUGGAGGCGAAGAAGCUCGAGCUAAUGCAGGAGAAGAUCGAGGCGGACAAGGCUGCCGAGGAAGCCCGCCAGCGACGAGAAGAAUUCGAGCGCCGCGACCGUGGUAGAGGCGGUCGAGGUGGGGGAGGGCCCGGCCGGGGUGAUACAUGGCGUGGAUUUCGAGAUGAUAGGGAUCGUGGCGGAUUCGGACGCGGGCGGUCCCGCUCGCCGCCCCGUUUUCGCGACCGCGGCGAGCGUGGUGGAGGACGUGGAGGGCCCCGCGGCGGCGGUGGGGGAUGGCAACGCGAUAUCUACGUCCCCCGGGGAAGCCCGCCCAGACGUGGCAGCCCACCCAGGCGGGGCGGUGGGUGGCGCGAUGACAGGCGUCGCCGGUCUCGGUCCCGCUCCCGCACCCGGUCGGUGUCGAUUCGGUCGACCUCGUCCCGGUCGCUCUCACGCAGCCCCAGCGUGGAAGGAGGCAGACGAUCCAUCACCCGGUCACCCAGCCCACCCCCGCGGCGGCGACGCGCACGGUCUCGGUCCCGCACCCCGGUCUUUCGGCGGGACGCACCCAAGCGGCGCCGCUCUCCGCGCGGCCGGACCCGCUCCGUGUCGUCAGACCGUGACUCGCCGUCGCCUAAACGUCGACGCUACUCCCGGUCGAGGAGCCGCAGCCGCGGUCGGAGCCCCAGCCGGAGCCUGAGCCGGAGCCCGUCCCGAACACCAGUGCGGCGCUACAGCCGGUCGGCGUCGACAUCCUCCUCCCGGUACUCGCGGUCCCCCAGCCGCACUCCCCCCAGGCGGACGAGACGCGACAGCCGGAGCGGGUCCCGCGGCGGCGCCGACACGCGUCGGAGCAGAGCCCGAUCCUGGAGCGGGAGCCGCGGCGACGCCAGUCCCGCCAGUUCCUACGAUAGCCGGCGUCGCUCGCCCGACCGCCGGUCUCGUGAGCGAGGGAGCAGCCCCCGUCGGCGCGCUGCCGGAGGAGGAGAAGGCAGCGGCGACAGCCCGGGGAGGGGGAGGGGCGGGCACAGGGCCCGGAGAGCCUCUUCUGCAUCUUCAUACUCCUCUACACGGAACAGAUCGGCUGAUGGUUCAGGCGCUGAGAACAGACCACGAUCUUCCCGUGACGACCCGGCGGCGUCGAGUGCGAUACAGGACACAAAAGCAGCCAGCGAACUCCGCGAGAGAGAGCUCAAGGAGAAAAUCAAGAAGAUGAGAUCCUCGAAGAGCGGAGACGAUCACGUUGAGGCUAACGCUGCUUGA
This is a messenger RNA of Chaetomium globosum CBS 148.51, 1569 nucleotides long. RefSeq lists its product as uncharacterized. The transcript is spliced from 5 exons. The record is from RefSeq and is a predicted model, not a curated record. The coding region runs from base 1 to 1569 and encodes 522 amino acids. Gene Ontology annotation, biological process: regulation of mRNA splicing, via spliceosome; mRNA processing. Lineage: Eukaryota; Fungi; Ascomycota; Sordariomycetes; Sordariales; Chaetomiaceae. Gene Ontology annotation, cellular component: spliceosomal complex. Gene Ontology annotation, molecular function: RNA binding.